AUGGCAUCUUCACCCAAUGCACCGGGAAGCCAAAGUCAUACCUCAAUAUCUACUGUGAAUCCGCCACCUCCAGCUCAUACAACUCAAGGGCUGGAAAUCCCUCUCGAAACCUUAGUAUCGCAUCUUCUUGCUUCCAAGCGUUCUCUAUCCUCUAUCAGUACAGUAUGGCGUGCCAAUGAAAUUGUCACCUCGGCGAAGAAUGCCUUGGAGGAGACUGCCAUAUUGCAAGCUAAAACUAGGUUUUUACAAAGUGGUAUCAAUGAGCAGAUGAAAACCUUGUUGAAGGUAAGGAAAACUGUAGAGUUUGUGUAUAAUGAUGGACAGGAAGAUUUCAGCAAUGUCCUACACAAUCUCGAUGCCGCAGAUGCUCGACUUGUAUCUACGAUGAAUAUGCUACGAUCGACAAUGGUGGAUGCGGCUUUUCGACCGGCGGGCGAGGAACCUAGAAAUUUAUUAGACUUUGUUGAUGAGCAAGGCGUGGAGAAAAUGAGAGAUGGCUUAAAGGAGUUGAUCGAUGAGUCCAAGGAAGCGGAAGCAGCGUUUGGUACAUCAAUACUUUCUUUUGAUAGCGAUAUACGCAGCUUAAAAUCGGGAUUCAAGAAUGGCAAAGGAAAGCCUUCAUCCCGUUCCCCAAUACCAAAUCACUUAUAUACACUAGAAGGGCACGCGCAAGAAAUGGCUUCCUUGCUCUCAUCACUUUCAAGUCAUUUCGACCUAUGCUUGAACGCAAUCAGACAUACAGAGGGAGGCUAUGCUGCUGUUCGAAAUGCGGCUUCCAAUCCACCACCAGGCGCCGAACCGGUAUCCGUCUCUGGUGUGAUGACCAACUCUCAUGAUGACAUAAAUGAAGCACCCCUCACUGAACAUGAGCGCGAAGAAAUGUUCUCCAUCCUUGAAAAAGAUGCCGCAGAAGUUGAAGAUGUGGUUAUGGAACUUCACGAUCGUCAAAAUGAAAUGGAGACCAAACAUGAUGCCAUCCUCGAUUAUGUUUCACUUCUCGUCGAACAAUUCAAACAUACUGCGAGCGUAUACAAAACUCUAGAGGGUGUAUAUCAGCGACUUCCAAGAUAUAUUCUCGCGGGCCAUGAUUUCAGAGCUAGGUGGGAAGAUACAAAGGUGCAGAUCAAUGAGCAAAUGAAUGAACUGGAGGGAAUGCGACUUUUCUAUGAAAACUAUCUUUCCUCUUAUGACGGCCUCAUACUUGAAGUUCAUCGCCGCACAGUUGCCGAGGAGAAAGCGAGAUCGAUAGCCAAGAAGGCAAUGGAGCAAAUCAAUAAGAUAUAUGAAACGGAUGUGAAGGAGAGGAAUCAUUUCAAAUUUGAUGUAGGAGAUUAUCUGCCUGUUGAUUUAUAUCCGGGUAUCAAUGAAGCGCCACCAAAAUGGGAUUUCAGAUUGGUGGAGGAUGAAGAAGGUGGAACUAGCACCCCUUUGUUGGAGAGGAGCGUAGUAAAAGAAUCUAUUAAGAGAGAUAGAGAGAGACACAGGAAUUCGAAGGAAAAUUGA
This is a messenger RNA of Botrytis fragariae, 1503 nucleotides long. RefSeq names its product putative kinase activator protein. Gene Ontology annotation, cellular component: phagophore assembly site; Atg1/ULK1 kinase complex. Gene Ontology annotation, molecular function: molecular adaptor activity; protein kinase activator activity. The transcript is spliced from 3 exons. Gene Ontology annotation, biological process: autophagosome assembly; activation of protein kinase activity; piecemeal microautophagy of the nucleus. Lineage: Eukaryota; Fungi; Ascomycota; Leotiomycetes; Helotiales; Sclerotiniaceae. The record is from RefSeq and is a predicted model, not a curated record. Bases 1 to 1503 code for a protein of 500 amino acids.